Messenger RNA from Diospyros lotus (date-plum), 1536 nucleotides. Its product is annotated as probable aquaporin TIP3-2. Gene Ontology annotation, biological process: water transport; transmembrane transport. The record is from RefSeq and is a predicted model, not a curated record. The transcript is spliced from 2 exons. Gene Ontology annotation, cellular component: membrane. Bases 192 to 971 code for a protein of 259 amino acids. Lineage: Eukaryota; Viridiplantae; Streptophyta; Magnoliopsida; Ericales; Ebenaceae. Gene Ontology annotation, molecular function: water channel activity.
UUCUUCUUCUAGAAAUAAGAGAAAAGGUAGCAUUGGUUAGUGGCAAGCAUAUCGAUUAAAAGCCAAACUUCGAUUCGAUCGAUCGUCAGGGACCAGGAAGACGAGGACAGAAGUGGAGAUAAGCGAUUUCAACAAUUAUAUCCUGGUGAGCGGGGGUUUGAAUAUUGCAGAGACGGGGAGAGAAGCCAGCUAUGCCAGAGCGUAGAUAUGCGUUUGGGAGGCCGGAAGAGGCCACUCACCCGGAUUCCAUGCGCGCCACCUUGACGGAGUUCCUCUCCACUUUUAUCUUCGUCUUUGCUGGCGAAGGAUCCAUCCUUGCUCUCGAAAAGAUGUACGGGGCGGACAGAGGAUUGGCAGCAUCAGGGCUGGUGAUGGUUGCGGUGGCACACGCCUUAGCACUGUUUGCGGCGGUGGCAUCGAGCAUGAACGUGUCGGGAGGACACGUGAAUCCGGCGGUCACCUUUGGGGCUCUAGUUGGCGGCAGGGUCUCCCUCCUCCGCGCCUUAUACUACUGGGUGGCUCAGCUCUUGGGAUCGGUUCUCGCCACUCUUCUGCUGAGGCUGGCCACCGACGGCAUGAGGCCACUUGGGUUCUCGGUGGCCCGUGGAGAGGGAGACUGGAAUGCACUUCUGAUGGAGACUGUCAUGACCUUCGGGCUGAUGUACACGGUGUAUGCCACCGCCAUCGAUCCCAAGCGGGGGAGCCUGGCCACCAUUGCACCUUUGGCCAUAGCCUUUAUCGUGGGAGCAAAUAUCCUCGUGGGGGGCCCUUUCGACGGGGCUUCCAUGAAUCCAGCAAGGGCGUUCGGCCCCGCUCUAGUGGGAUGGAGGUGGAGCAACCACUGGAUCUACUGGCUGGGUCCCUUCAUCGGAGCUGGGCUUGCAGGCCUCAUCUACGAGUUCGCCGUCAUUCAGUCGGACGAGACCCCACACCAUGCCCACCACCAGCCCUUGGCUCCAGAAGACUACUAAGCUUACGCCGACCCCUCACCCACUUCUUCCUCCAUCAUCAUCGUCAUAUAUACAUAAACAUAUCCUCGUCCCUUUGUGAAAAAGAAAACUACCACAAGUCUGCAAUGCUUAGCUAGCUUUCCCUUGCCCCCCGGUUCUUUGACUUUUUUUCUUUGCCGUUUCGGUGUUCGGUGUUCCGUUGCGUACGUGUCCGCAAUACGAGCCUUGUCUUUUGCCACUUGCCAGCAUGUAGACUUUCAUAAUAAAUAAAUAAAUAAUAUAAUGGCGAUGACAAUGAUAAUUGGCUGAAUAACUACAACUUCUGUUAUAUUCUUACUCGUUUUAGCUUUUUCUAAUACAUUUCUGUCUUUUCCUCUUUUAACGGCCAUGAAGAUAGGGGCACAUUUGGAUUUGGUGUAGAAUAGAAAUGACAUUGAAGUAUCACAAAUAAAUCACGAUAUUUUAAUUAUUUAUACGGAAAACUUUUACCCGGAUGCAUUCACAUGCACAUCAUUUGUACCAUGCAGCAAAUAUAUAAUAUCUACAGUAUAAAUUUCAAAAAAAAAAAAAAAGAAAAGAAGAAAAA